AUGAUCUACGAUCGCAUUGCGGAAGAAAUCAAAUCAAAGCUUAAGCAACCCGAAAACCCCAAAUCGAUCAAACAUCUGUCGAUCACCGAAAAAUGCAGCGGGGUCGUCCAUCUGGUGGCUAUCAGAGGCAUCCAAUCAUCAUUUCUUCUCUCACACAAUUACAUGCACGACUGGAGUGUUUUACCAAUUUAUCAUCUACCGAUGUCGACGUUUUGUAGACUUCACAUCGUAUCCCCUGUCGGCCUCCCACCACCUUUUGCCCCUGCGGUAGAAAUUGAGGACUUUGAAAAACUGGCUAAAGAUCUUGAGAAUGCUUCCCCACUUGAAAUCAUGGAUAAAGCCUUGGAGAAAUAUGGCAAUGACAUUGCUAUUGCUUUCAGCUCUUAUUGA
Messenger RNA from Lactuca saligna, 390 nucleotides. NCBI's taxonomy places the organism in Eukaryota, Viridiplantae, Streptophyta, Magnoliopsida, Asterales, Asteraceae. The record is from the annotation of a GenBank genome assembly.